Eucalyptus grandis is the source of this 448-nucleotide messenger RNA. Its product is annotated as protein SENESCENCE-ASSOCIATED GENE 21, mitochondrial-like. The record is from RefSeq and is a predicted model, not a curated record. The transcript is spliced from 2 exons. Bases 49 to 306 code for a protein of 85 amino acids. NCBI's taxonomy places the organism in Eukaryota, Viridiplantae, Streptophyta, Magnoliopsida, Myrtales, Myrtaceae.
AAUACAAUCCAUAUCUAUCUAGUUUCAGGUUUCGUGAAGACGAUCAUCAUGGCCAAAGCUCCUGUCAAUGGCAUUCUCCUUCUCAGCCAGCGAUCGUACGGGGCACUAGCGGAGAAGAAAGCGGCGGCGGCAGCGGCAGCGGGCACGAUGAGGAAGGCUGCGGAGGAGGAGGAGGAUGAGAAGAAGAAGGUGUUCUGGAUGAGAGAUCCCAAGAGCGGGAAUUGGAUACCUGAGAGUCACUUCGAUAAGGUCGAUGCUGCAGAGCUAAGAGAGAAGUUUCUCUCCAAGAAGAAGGGCCACCUUUAAACAAGAUCUUCUGAUAACUGUGGCUUUUCCCUGAUCUAUAAUCCUUCAUCUACGAGAAACUACAAUAUGAUCUGUGUUAUGACCCUUUAAACAUGGGGCACGAGAGCGCCUUUCCAUCAAUGAAUAUCUGCCACUUCCAUUA